UAAUCUUGUCUUGCUUGAAGGAAAUGUUAUCAAUUGAAUUGUACGUACCGUAGUGAAUAGUUUUCAUUAUUUUGAGAAUUCUAUUUUUUUUCGGAAAUGGUCAAAGUUUAGUAGUGAAGAGUAUUUAGAGACAGCAUUAAUGGCCAAACUACCGAAUGGCUGGGUUCAGCUGGUACCUGUCUGAAGGCUUCCAAGUGAUAAUUGAAAAGUCGAAAGAAGCGAAAUGCUCUCUAAAAGACGUACAAUUGCGUUUCUUGUGCCCUGAUGAUUUGGAAGAGGUUCGAUCGCUAUGCAGAGACUGGUUUCCCAUAGAAUAUCCGCAGUCAUGGUAUGAAGACAUAACAUCGUCAGAGAGAUUCUUUGCGCUCGCCGCCGUGUACAAAUCACAGAUCAUCGGCCUAAUUGUUGCCGAGAUCAAGCCUUAUCUAAAACUGAACGCAGAAGACAGAGGGAUAUUGUCGAGAUGGUUCGCGUCAAAGGACACGCUUGUUGCGUACAUACUCUCUUUAGGCGUAGUUCGCUCGUACCGGCGCUCGGGCGUGGCGACGAUGCUGCUCGACGUGCUGAUCAACCACCUGUCGGGCUCCAUCCCGCAGCCGCCGCACGAGCACCGGGUCAAGGCCAUAUUCCUGCACGUGCUAACCACCAACUCGGAGGCGAUACUCUUCUAUGAAAAGAGAAGAUUCCGCCUCCACUCGUUUCUGCCUUACUACUACUCAAUAAAGGGCCGCUGCAAAGACGGGUUCACGUACGUCUACUACGUGAAUGGGGGCCAUGCACCGUGGGGUCUCUACGACUACGUGAAGUAUGUAGCGCGAGCGGCCUGGCGAGGCGGCGGACUUUACCCGUGGCUGUGGGGCAAACUGCGCACCGCACUAACCAUAGCUUGGCACAGGUAGUCCACACACGACUUAGGGUCAUAACACCCUGUUUGCGACCACCUACUUAUUAGCAUCUAAACGACGGAUCACUCGUUAAACUACUCACACAUUACUAAAACAGUGAAAAUUACCUAAAGCCUUCUAUAAAUGCCUGGAUGUGACAGGUAUUUUCCAACUGUUCCAAAGAUUGAUUCGUCGUUUUAAUACUAAUAAUUAUAUGGACGGAAACAAGCGACAUGACCCUACACUUACGCCGGCAUACCUGGAAAUCAUGAUCAUGACAGUGAAACUUUUUGCACUCGCAUCUCUGUUAUUCUGCCACGUUAUUGGUAAGUAUGACGGAGAUGUGUGUGUAAUUGUUUCAAGAUAUAAAGGUAAUGUCGGCGUAGUGAAAGCUUUCGAGUGAGCGAGGUGAUAGUGACUUCUCUAUGACGUGAUAAUGUAUAUUUUUAAACUGCAAUAAGAACAGACCUUUACAGGUUGUUGCUACUUAUAGACUAUGGCCAUGAUCGACAAAAUAAGACUAAUAACAGUAAAUUAUAUUAUAUUAAUUAUUCUAUUUUAAUAUCGUAUGAGAUGUCCUCUGCAAUGUUUGCAUGGCAAGUCACUGCCACGUCACUCACUAUGACGUCAUUACCAACACUAAUCAUCGGUGAUACUCAACUUCGGCUCUCAGAGGCAACGUGAACGAGAAAAGCAUUAACUAGAUUAUGUGAUAUAUUAUUAUUCUUUCGAAUUAAACGCCUUAUUAAACAUAGAAAUCAAUAUUCAACAGGUGACCCUGGGAGCCGAAAUCAGUAUAAACAUUAUACAGGGUGAUUCAACUGUAUGUGGUAGAACAAAUCCGAAACUAAGUCGUCUUUGGGCAUUUAAAGCUUGUUUUCUCAUAGUUUAGGAUCUGUCCAAUCACUGAUACUUCACCCUAUGUGGUUUUCUUAAACAAAUUGGCGCAAAUGAAUUACAAAACAUAUACCAAAGGAUGACACGGCAUACACGACGAUGACAUAAGAAUUUUAUGACAAAUAAGUUACUCUAGGUUUAAAUAAACGUGAACAGGACAUAGUACAAGAACUUGUGUAAUCCUUUGUCAGUUCGCCAGUUUGUUUGAAGUGAACGAUAUUUGAUAGCUACUCACGACUCGCGUCCACUUCAGUUAUUAUCGGUGUAAAUCGUAGCACACGAAUUUAUGGAAAGUAAUAAGUGACUAUAGGAUGUACACUGCACGGGAACGUACAGAAUACAUUAUAAGCUGCUCCCUAAUUGUGUAACUCAGUAUCUAUAUUGCAUUCAGUUUAAAUUGUACAUAUUGUCAUUUUCGUUGCAAAAUAACACCUACUAGUCUUCUACUACUUAAGGUGGCAAUACCUAUAUUUGUGAAUUCCGACUUUUUAUGAUGGGUGUAUCAGAUUGCCACAAUACAAUCAGUCGUAAUCGUAAUAGAUAUUGAGUUAAACAAUUAGGACCCUGGUUGAAGUGGUAUUGUACCUCGCAAAUGAAUCGUGAACGUAUUGUCCACGGCAUAUGGACCAUGUUUGAUUGACUGACAUACUCGGAAAGGGUCGAGGUGAUGUGUGCAGAAAUGCACUUCUUCAUGAAUAUACGUUAGUCGACGUUUUGGAUUGUCUUAUGAAAUCGAUUUUUACAAAAUAUAUCGAUUUUGUUCGUUCAUGUAAAUGUUAUUACUGAUAAUUAAUGUAAAAAACUAAGAGCAGAAGAACAAAAUUUUAUGCAUCGCGAUCUCUUCAUCUUUUAGCGACAAAUAAUUUUAUAAAUGGUCUCUUCGCAAUUUUAUUGUUGUACAUACAUCGAUUGGCUUAGUGAGGGAAAUAUGUAUAGCAUGAUAUUAUGUAUCCGCCUUUACGUUGGUUUUUGGAUGACUAAUGUUCGAUGUGAGCAUGGGGUAUCGUGCAAAAGUCAAUUGAAAUUAGUAUUUAGUGUUAAUUUAGUUCAGUUGAUGGUGAUCGAAACAAAUUAUAAUCGUCGAUGACGCAGACGUUAUUGUCGUUGUUAUUAAACUUGACAAUCCAAGACGCAAUUAUAACAAACGAAUUAUAUUUCAAUUCAUUAUUUUACUCGUAAUCAUUCAUUGUUACUUUAUUUUUCAUAAAACAUUAUAACAAUAGCCAAAGAAUGAAACCUAAUAAUUUCUGUAUUUUAUCACCAUCAACUAUUAGUGAAUGUGAGUCACAUAUUAUUUAACUACUUCACACAGUAAUACACGUUUCAUAAUGUAUUAUUUUUUAAUGAUUUAGUUAUUAAGUUAAAAUACAACAAAUCCUUUUAUUUUUCUUCCGAAUUAACUUACGAAAUUCUUUGUUGUAGAUCAAUGUAUCCCAAAAAAAUCUCUUCACCGUUAUAAUUUUUCACUAUUUGCUACAUUAUCGUAAGUUCUCACAUAACUUAGAGGUGCAGUGUUUGUGCAGUCAUUGUCGCAAUUUAAAUUUUAAGGUAUUUUAUUUUAACGCACGAAAACAGUCCUACUUACCCUUUUCAGCGGCAGAUUAAUAAUUGUUUACCGCAUUCUGAACGUUCGCGUAUACGUCACCCUAUUAGAUACUCAACUCGCUACUCCAAUUCUAAGAUGGUGUUUUGUGAUAAUUAUUAGUACUCGAAGCUUUAAAUUGUAAAUGAGUACACAAAGUACAUUUUCAUGUUUUACGAAUAUUGUAAUUGACAUCUCAUUUGCCUGUAAAUGUAACAUUGAAAGUUGUAACAAAUGUAAGAGAAUUGCAGAAAUAUUGUAAAGACAGUAUUGUGUGCCAUGUAUAACUGCCAAGAAAAUUAAAGUAAGGUGCCUGUGUGUUCAGUAUAAGAUGUAAUUUUACAGAUAAACAUUAAAUUAAUACUAAUUUAUUCAAAUUUAUACCUACAUCAAUAGUGUGACGAAGUGAAAUAUUUUCAUUGUAAUAGAUAAUAAUUAAAAAUUAUGUUAAAAAUCCUGGUCCAUUUUAGCUACUCCGCUAUGAACUUGUUUCUGCACUGAACCUUACUUAUGUACGUAGAGGCCUAUUCGUUACUCAUUGUAAACCAAAGUAUUUCAUCAUUUGUUAUUAUUACUUACUCAUUAUCCAUAUUUUAUUCUUAGUCAAGUAUUAAUUAAAUUAUUGUUAAGUGUUUUUAUAAUAAAUGAGUAUUAUUUUUGGACCACAAUAAAUUAUUUUAUUAUUCCAUUGAUUUUGUAUUUGUGAUAUUGUCCUAAUUGGAAAUAUUUUCAUAUUGUGCACUUGGUUUAAAAUGUUGAAUUAAUAUUUUGUGUAUUUUUGCUAGAUAUCGAGGCUCCGCGGCCUGUGAUCUUUUUAACACUAGCACUCUCCUAAGUAAUAUUGAAUAUAAAUUUAUGUUAUAUUUCUACUCUACACUUUAGUACAUGACUAUUAUGAAGAAAGAAUUUAGCUUCCAAAUAAAUAUCAUUGUUGACUA
Molecule: messenger RNA, 4301 nt
Organism: Ostrinia furnacalis (Asian corn borer)
Lineage: Eukaryota; Metazoa; Arthropoda; Insecta; Lepidoptera; Crambidae
Gene: Naa60
Product: N-alpha-acetyltransferase 60
Exons: 5
Coding region: 156-899 (247 amino acids)
Biological process (GO): N-terminal peptidyl-methionine acetylation
Cellular component (GO): Golgi membrane
Molecular function (GO): protein-N-terminal amino-acid acetyltransferase activity; histone acetyltransferase activity
Source: RefSeq, a predicted model, not a curated record